Calidris pugnax (ruff) is the source of this 2162-nucleotide messenger RNA. RefSeq names its product out at first homolog (gene OAF). The transcript has 4 exons. NCBI's taxonomy places the organism in Eukaryota, Metazoa, Chordata, Aves, Charadriiformes, Scolopacidae. The annotation marks the transcript as partial. The record is from RefSeq and is a predicted model, not a curated record.
CCCCGGCGCUGCCCGCCGGCCCUGCCCGCCCUGCUGUGGCUGGCGCUGGCCCCGCUGCCCGGUCCCGCCGCCAGGGCCGAGCUGCGGGUGCGGGUGCGGUUGCCCGGCGGGCAGGUGACGGAGGAGAGCCUGCAGGCCGACAGCGGCUCCGACUGCAUCAGCCUGGAGCUGCGGACCGCCGACGGCGCCCUCGUCACCCUCACCGCCGACUUCAGACAGGAGGUGAAGAUCUUCCGUGCCUUAAUCUUAGGGGAGCUGGAGAGGGGCCAAAGCCAGUUCCAAGCACUGUGCUUCGUCACACGGCUUCACCGCAACGAGAUCAUCCCCAGUGAGUCGAUGGCAAAGCUGCGGCAGAAGAAUCCCAGGACGGUGCGGCAGGCUGAGGAGGUGCGGGGCCUGGAGCACCUCAGCAUGGACGUGGCUGUCAACUUCAGCAAGGGGGCCCAGCUCAGCUCUCACAUCCACAAUGUCUGUGCAGAGGCCAAAGAAGCAAUUUACACCCGAGAAGAAGAUGUCAAAUUCUGGCUGGAGAAAGGGGUGGAUGGCUCCAUGUUCGAGGUCCUGCCGCAGACGUCAGACCUCCCCGACCUGCAGCGCUGCAGGCUGUGUGGGGACCGCUGGAAGCCCUGCAUCUGCAGCUACUCGCUGAGCAUCGAGUGGUACCCCUGCAUGCUCAAGUACUGCAAGAGCCGCGAUGCCGGCGGCAAGGUUUCUUCGUACAAAUGUGGCAUCCGCAGCUGCCAGAAGGGCUACACCUUUGAUUACUACGUGCCGCAGAAGCAGCUGUGUCUCUGGGACGAGGAGACCUAGCAGAGCCAGGCCAGGCCUUUCCAAGGGGCGGCUCAUCUGCCUCCUGCCACCCUUUAUGAUGCUGAGGGCCUCCUGGAGCUGGCUGCUCCAAAGAAGGAACGCGGUUCACAGCGGUGCCUUGUACCAGGAGAGCUCUCUGUGUGUGCCUUUCCUUCUGGCCCCUGUGACUCCCUCCCCACCUGAUGCUGCCUCAUACUGUGAGAAAUGGGCUCAGCUCACCACGUGUUGAUGUUCUCCUGCCAGCUGCCAGGAGGUACGGCUUCCUGGAGGAAGCAGGUUUCUGGGGUGAAGCACUGGGGGGAGGGUGUUUUGCCCCGCUCUGGAGGUAGCAGAUGUGAAAGGGGGCAGCUCUGGUCAGUUAUCAGCCUCGAGCAUCCUGAUGAGUGGGCAGGGCAGGGAGAGAAAUGGUCUUGAUGACCUGGGUUGUCAAACAUCUCUGCCACUGAAGAAGCCCCUUCAUUGACUUCACCUCGUGGUGACGCAGCAGCGUUUCCCAAUGGGAAAACAGCUGAUUUUUGGGACCACAUACCCUGAACAAGGAAGGUACGAAGCCUACCCAAAGCCUGUAGCUUUUUCUAGUGCCCGACUGGCUGUUUAUAUCCUUCCUGUGGCUAGAAGGUACAAUGGGGGGAUAUAUCCCAGCAAUGACUUCUGCCCCUAAAGGGCUCGUGAUUUGGGCUCUAAUUAAUCCCUGUUUAGACUAGUGAAGGCCCAACUUUUUAUGUUGGCCCUGUGACUCUCCCACUAGGAAAGAAAACACCCAGAGACUUGUGACUACCAUCAUAACAUUGUGGUUGCAGGUGGGGGAGGAUGAUCCCAGGUGGGUUCACGCUGUCAUUUUGAAGAAGACAACAUCCUACAUCUACGUCCAGUUUUGUGUCCUACUCUGCCAGCUAUUCACAAGAAGCUCUUAGAUAAUUGUAUUGCUUUGCUGUGCCUUGGUUUCCCCCAUAUGUAAAACAGGGACCACACUGAAGCUGACCUUGGCGCUGGUAUAUACCUGGAGGGCGUCAGACAAAAAGCACUGCAGGAGUGAGUGCUGCCUGGUUCCUGUGUCCUCUCCCACUCAAAUCAGAACACGCAGGGAGGGGAGAGAGAGGCUGUUGGGGUCGUUGUGAACCCCCGUACCUCCUGGUGAAAAGCCUUCACGAUGUGCCUUUUUGUCUAAAAUACGGGAAUUUUUGACACAGAAUUUGGUCACAAUUAUUUUUGUAUUGAUCACUUAAGGGGGGAGAAGGGAAAGGUAUUUUAAUAUUGCAACAUGAAGUAAAACACACUUGGAAUGAUUUUUUUAAGACAAAUUAUUUAUCAUUUGUAAGGUAAAAUAAACUGAUUUUUUUUUUUUAAAAGCA